Erinaceus europaeus (western European hedgehog) is the source of this 2520-nucleotide messenger RNA. It is a transcript of the gene TNIP1, whose product is annotated as TNFAIP3 interacting protein 1. Bases 1 to 1965 code for a protein of 654 amino acids. NCBI's taxonomy places the organism in Eukaryota, Metazoa, Chordata, Mammalia, Eulipotyphla, Erinaceidae. The record is from RefSeq and is a predicted model, not a curated record. The transcript is spliced from 18 exons. Gene Ontology annotation, biological process: negative regulation of canonical NF-kappaB signal transduction; regulation of transcription by RNA polymerase II; cellular response to lipopolysaccharide.
AUGGAAGGGCGAGGACCGUACCGGAUCUACGACCCCGGGGGCAGCGUGCCUCCUGCAGAGGUGUCUGCAGCCUUUGAGCGCCUAGCGGAGGAGAAUUCCCGUCUGAAAGAAAAAAUGCAGGGGAUAAAGAUGUUAGGGGAGCUGUUAGGAGAGUCUCAGAUGGAAGCUUCUAGGCUUCGGCAGAAGGCAGAGGACCUGGUGAGAGACAACGAGCCCCAGUCACCAUCCCCCUCCUUGACCUCAUUCGACCACCUGGAUGAACUCACAGGAAAGGCUGCCCAUGGCCCUGCACCUCCUGCUGAGCCCUUGCACCCCAGUGACAAGCCAGAGCCAACCCCUAAACCACCGUCUGGUGGCUCUUCUUCGGAAUUUGAAGUGGUCCCAACUGAAGAGCAGAGUUCACACCCAGAGAGCAGCAGCAGUGCCGGGCCAGCCAUGAGACAGAGAGAAACUGAGGGAGGAGGGGAGAUAGAGAGGAAGAAAGAGAGAUACCUGCAACACUGCUUCACCACUUGUGAAGUUUCCCCCCUGCAGGCUCUGGGCCCCCCUCCCCGUGAGGACAGUGGCCUGCUGCUGCACCUGCAGCGUCUGGAAUCCACACUGAGCGUGUGUGCUGAGGAGCCUGACCACAGCCAGCUCUUCACCCACCUGGGCCGCAUGGCACUUGAGUUCAACAGGCUGGCCUCCAAGGUGCACAAGAAUGAGCAACGCACCUCCAUCCUGCAGACCCUGUGUGAGCAACUGCGGAAGGAGAAUGAGGCACUGAAGUCCAAGCUGGACCAGGGCCUGGAACAGCGGGAUCAGGCUGCUGAGAAGCUACGGGAGGAGAACGUGGAGCUGAGGAGGCUGCUGAGCAGCAGCAGAGAGCCCUCCGUUUCAAGCAAGAAGGGAGUGGCCGGACACCUGCAGGCUGCUGUGACCUCAGCAAAGGCCUCAGAGGUGGUGCCCAUGGGUGUAGCAGAGAAGAAGGUGAAGAUGCUGGAGCAACAGCGCUCUGAGCUGCUAGAGGUGAACAAGCAGUGGGACCAGCAUUUUCGAUCCAUGAAGCAGCAGUAUGAGCAGAAGAUCACAGAGCUGCGCCAGAAGCUGGCUGACCUGCAGAAGCAGGUGACUGAGCUGGAGGCAGAGCGGGAACAGAAGCAGCGUGACUUUGACCGCAAGCUCCUGCUGGCCAAGUCCAAGAUUGAGAUGGAGGAGGCAAACAAGGAGCAGCUGACCACAGAGGCCCAGGAGCUGCGCCAGAAAGUCAAAUGCCUGCAGGAUCAGCUGAGCCCACUCGCUCGGCAGCGGGACUACCAGGAGAAGGAGAUUCAGAGGCUUAACAAGGCCCUGGAGGAAGCACUGAGCAUCGAGGCGGCUCCAUCAGCCCCACCGGCAGCCUUUGGGGGUCCAGAAGGAGCAGAGGGCCUCCUUCGCAAGCGGGAGUUGGUCACUCAGAAUGAACUGCUGAAGCAGCAGGUGAAGAUCUUUGAGGAAGACUUCCAAAAGGAGCGCAGCGACCGAGAGCGUAUGAACGAGGAGAAGGAGGAGCUGAAGAGGCAGCUGGAGAAGCUGCAGGCCCAGGUGUCCAUGUCAAAUGCCCAGUUGAAAGCAUUCAAGGAAGAGGAAAAGGCAAGGGAAGCCCUCAAACAGCAGAAGAGGAAAGCUAAGGCAUCUGCAGAACGGUACCACAUGGAGCCCCAUCUGGAGCACCUCUGUGGGGCCUACCCCUAUGCCUACCCGCCCCUGCCUGCCAUGGUGCCACACCACCCCUUCGACGACUGGGCCCAGAUUCGCUACCCACCAUCCCCCAUGGCCAUGGAGCACUCGCCCCCACUACCCAACUCCCGCCUCUUCCACCUGCCGGAGUACACCUGGCGACCACAAUGUGGGCUGCGUCACCAGAACUCCCAGGUGACAGACUCACCUACGACUCGACCUACAGAGCCAGGGUCCACAAAAAAUGACCAUGAGGGUCCUCAGUGAGACCAGAUCACAUCACGUGGCUCCAUCUUCGUCUUGCAGAGCCAGCUGACCUCAGAUCUCCGAAAAAAUAGGGGCCAUGCCUCACUGGACAGGAGUCUGCAGCGGGUACAGCUUGUGCUUGGUGACCUGAACUGCUCUUGACCAGGGGACUUUCCAGAUGUCCGUCCUGCCUCCUUGGAGCACCUGGGGAAACUCACUGCCUGCUGAGUGGGAGGGUCUUCACCCUGCCAGCAGUUUUCUGAGGGAAAUCUGUCUCAGGAGUGUGGCACAGAACCUUCCUCCCAGCCCUCUGGAGUGGUCUCUUCAGGGGUGAGCUCAAAUUCUUGUGUGUGUUUUGUUUCUGCUUCUAGCUCUAGUAGCAGGACCUGCCCCAGCCUAUCCCACACCUGUGAGGAGCUGUUGGUUUGCCUCCUGGACAGCAGAGCACAACAAGGCAACCCCACCACAUAAGGACCAAGGGGCCUUGCGGCUGGGGGCCUGCAGUGCCAGAAGCUAGGACUGGGCUGGCACAGUUGUUUGCACAGAUCUUGGACAUAAAUCCAAGUUGAAAAAUUA